Molecule: messenger RNA, 2020 nt
Organism: Triticum dicoccoides
Lineage: Eukaryota; Viridiplantae; Streptophyta; Magnoliopsida; Poales; Poaceae
Exons: 2
Coding region: 87-1613 (508 amino acids)
Molecular function (GO): protein binding
Source: RefSeq, a predicted model, not a curated record
CUUGGUCGCUCAUCCGGGCUUGAAGCCUGCUCUUCACCUAACCCUAGCUCGCAAUUUCUGGGAGCUCCCACCCACUGGAAUCAGCCAUGUCCUCCCACCCAUCGCCGCCGCCGGCGAGACCCCCGCCGCCCGCUGGAACCACCAUCAGCGCUCUCGGGGACGACAUGCUCCGCGAGAUCUUCGCCCGCCUCCCCGACCUCCCGAACCUCGCCCGCGCGGCCUUCGCCUGCCGCGCCUUCCUCGGCGCCGUCCGCUCGUCCCCCGCCUUCCGCUGCCGCUUCCGCUCGCUCCGCCCGCCGCCCCUCCUCGCGUUCUUCGUCGAGCCCGACAUGGGCACGGUCCCGGUCUACCCCUCCCCCUGGCGCCCCUCCGACCCGGGCCUCGUCGCCGCCUUCCGCGACGGGGAUUUCCUCCAGACCCGCCGCAUGGACGGGCUUGCCUCCGGCGAACCUGGAUGGGAGUUCGACUACAGCUUGCGCUGCGAGAUCCGCAUCGCGCACCGGAAGCAGCGAGCCAGCUGCAGCCCUCUCACGCAGGCGCUGUCCCUCUUCCCCGACAGGCAGAUCAUGAUGGACGACAGCUACCUUGAGUUCCACACACUCUCCCACCAGGAGGAUCAGGGGCUGCAGCGUGUGGUCUGCAUCCGUCACGACCACCCAUGGAUUGGGGCGAGCGUCGCUGUCUUCUCAUCGCACACCAUGGAGUGGCAAAUUUCCCCUUGGGUGGAAACAUGGACCCUGACGCCGAAGGACGCCACCUACCUUAAGUCGGGUAAGGUGGUUGAUGGAUUCGUUUAUUGGACAUUUCCGAACGGGGACGGUAUGCUCGUGCUCAAUACCGCGACAUCUCAGUUCCACCGAAUGGAUGUGCCGCAACCCUUGAAAGAAGCUUUGAUGUUCAACCCUACAUUUUUUGAGCUUGGUCAGACCAAGGAUGGGAAGCUCUGUAUUGUGCAUAAGGGCAUACAUAACAAGGAAUGCAAGCUUUUUGUUUGGUCGUGGGGAAAAGAUGGUGAUGGCGUGGAGAGAUGGAAGCUGGACAAGUCGUUUCCAUUGCGCAUGAUUAUUGAGUUCAUCAAGUGCUCAAAGCUAAAUCAUGCCCAAGUAACAAUUGUGUCUGUCAUUGAUGGCUUUGUGUAUCUCUCAGUUGACUGUCAUGAGUAUGCUGAAUUUCAGAACUGUAGUAAUUCUCCAGAGUGGUUCUUAUCAUUAUGCCUGGAAACAGCAGAGCUGCAUCAGCUCUUUGAGGGCCCGUAUCGGAGUCAUACUUGUGUCCGUCCCUAUGUAAUGCCGUGGCCUCCUUGUUUGGUACGUAGCAAGGAUGGUUCAGAAGCUGUGGGCAAAGGAGAACCUACUUCUAUCCUUACCACAGCGUUGCAAUCUUUCAAAGAAGCUUUGAUUACUGAUGAUGAAGCAAAUAUUAUUGUGACAAAGGCCUUUUUCUCUAUUGGGGUUAAGAACAGGUCUCUCAUCAGCAAAAUUGCCACUUUGGAUGCACGGCUGACAAAUGCAAGAGAUCAUAUCUUGAGGAUGAGUGCUGACUCUGCUGAAUGCAAGAGACCAUGUCUUGACGAUGAUUGCUUCUUCUGCGUUCUAUCACAAGCUUACAGUUAGAUGGACUAUGAAGUUAGAGUCAGCUGAACUUUACAUUUCUGGGAGGAUGCUUAAUAUUCAACAAGUUAGGUUUCGAAUCCUACAGAAUGAAGCAACCUAUCCUAUGGUGGGCAGUAAUUUUGUUUAGGCAUGCUGGUGCUUAUGAAUCGACAGCAGGGCUUGUCGAUCUACAGCGGGUGAUUGGAUUUGUGGCGUUGACAACUGACAAGUAAAGAGCGGCUACACGGCUGUUUCCAGCCCUUUGAGGGUGGGUUAACUUGCCUAUGCACUGUUAGUGUAAACCCUAUCAUGGUUAUGUGAACAACGCUGCUAUGUGUUGAAUGAUGGCUUCGUCUUUUGUGCAACUACAUUUGAACCAGGAGAUUGUAUUGGUAUGUUGUAUUUUUCAAGUUUCACCUAUAAUAGAU